Messenger RNA from Cladophialophora immunda, 2861 nucleotides. Its product is annotated as calcium/proton exchanger. The transcript has 5 exons. Gene Ontology annotation, cellular component: fungal-type vacuole membrane. The coding region runs from base 141 to 1961 and encodes 606 amino acids. The record is from RefSeq and is a predicted model, not a curated record. NCBI's taxonomy places the organism in Eukaryota, Fungi, Ascomycota, Eurotiomycetes, Chaetothyriales, Herpotrichiellaceae. Gene Ontology annotation, molecular function: calcium:proton antiporter activity. Gene Ontology annotation, biological process: calcium ion transmembrane transport; intracellular calcium ion homeostasis.
CAACCAUUGAGUUUUGUCUUCAUUGUGCUUUGAUUGUUUCUUCUCUUUCGAUUCUUUAUCUUUAGCCCCGGUCAGAUUCUGUUUUCCGUUUCUGCUCUUUGAAAUAUGCUGGCUGGCGGUUUCUUAGUCGACAAAUAAAGAUGCAUCGCGUGAGAGCAUGGGCACAUUCAUCUGCCCACAGGCACAACUUCAACCCCUGGUCGGCCAUCCAUGACAGUCAAGACUCUUCGGCGAGUAAGAGUCCACCGCAGAGUGAAGAUGCGCCGGAACAGAAACAGCCCAAGGGCUCCGUGUUCAGUCGCGUCAUAGCCAAUAUCAAAGUCGCACUGUUCCACAGUUGGGUGAAUGUUCUCCUCGUCUUUGUGCCUGUGGGCAUCGCCAUCCACUUUGCCGGAAUCAACCAGAAUGUGGUCUUUGCUGUCAACGCGGUUGCCAUUAUCCCCUUGGCUGGCCUUUUGACAUUCGCUACCGAAAGCGUGGCGCAUCGACUUGGGCCUACUUUAGGAGCUCUCCUGAAUGUGAGUUUUGGAAAUGCUGUGGAGUUGAUCAUAUUUAUUAUCGCCCUAGUCAAGGAUGAGAUUCGUAUUGUGCAAGCUUCCCUCAUCGGCUCACUUCUCGCCAACCUCCUCCUCAUAUUGGGUAUGGCCUUUUUGAUUGGAGGGCUAGAAUUCCAGGAGCAGAUUUAUGACAGCACUGUUACUCAGAUGUCGGCUUGCUUGCUGGCACUGGCAGUUCUUAGCCUGCUGAUCCCGACCGCCUUCCACGCGUCUUUCAGUGACCUUCAAAAAGCUGACCGUGCAGUCAUCAAACUCAGCCGAGGGACUUCUGUGAUACUACUCAUCAUCUACGUGCUGUAUCUGCUCUUCCAACUAAAGUCUCAUGCAUAUCUUUACCAAGGAACACCACAACACAUCAUCGAUGAAGAAGCCACCCCGGGCAUCCUUCAACGUUUCGACUCUACCAGCUCUUCGUCCGCCAGCUCUUCAAGGUCAUCUCUUACGAGUGGAGGCUCACAUAGGCGUGUGAGCAAGAGGCUCAGGGCCAAGCUGGGCAGGAGACGGGAGGUGAAGACCGUGAUCGAAUCUGAAGCGGACAAUGGAGAACCCGCAGUACAGUUUGGUCAGAAUGUGAUUGAUGUCCACGCAGAAAAGACUGCCGAACCACAGGAGAUCAAGUCGGGAGAUGCAUCAAUGGAAGGUAUGCCAACCAAUCCUGCUGCAGCUUCAGCCAAAGACAAGAAACCCAACAUCGGGCCUCGCGGACUCUCUUUCCGGGCUCCACCAGUUUUCCGAUCAUCAACACACCCUGCUCCAAAAGGCAGAGAACCAAAUUAUCCUUCACAUCCCCUUCGGCACUAUCAGUCAGCACCUAAUGACCAGCAGAGCCAAAGUCCGGGGGCUGCACGAAUUGCACGCCGCUCUACACCGAAAAGUAACCCCGCGGAGGAAGACGCCCCUCCUAUGAGUCAAACCGCAUCACUCAUCCUCCUGCUUGUCUCCACCGGCCUUGUUGCACUAUGUGCCGAGUUUCUUGUUGGAAGCAUUGAGCAUUUGGUGGAGGACUCUCCCUUGUCGGAGGCGUUUAUUGGGCUAAUCAUCCUACCCAUCGUUGGCAAUGCCGCCGAGCAUGUCACGGCGGUCACGGUCGCCGCCAAGAACAAGCUCGACCUUGCCCUGGGGGUAUCUCUCGGGUCGUCUAUUCAAAUCGCGCUCUUUGUCACUCCAUUCGUCGUGAUCCUAGGAUGGAUCAUGGACAAGGACAUGUCUCUAUACUUCAGCUUGUUCGAGACCGGGUCGUUGUUUGUUUCCACUUUCAUCGUCAACUUCCUGGUCCUAGAUGGACGCAGCAACUAUUUGGAGGGUGCGCUAUUGUGCGCGUGUUACGUGAUUGUUGCUGUUGGGGCAUACUUCUUUCCAGACGGACAGGACCAAAGUUCACUGACAAGUGGGCCCUCGAAUUGAUUUGUGUUCACCCGCCGAAAGUCGUCUUUGCCAAUUUGUGUAUUCGACAGAAUUGAAGUAGUCGACCUCAAUCACGAAUCGGCUUUGCAACACGGCUUAUAACCCAGAAUGGGUUUCUAUACUACAUGCUCUGGUCUGCACUGGGUGGCAGUUGGGUUCUCAGGCGGUGACGCAAUCGACGACAGUUCCCUUCGCCAUGGGAAAGCCCCAAUCGAUGUCUUGCCGGCUGGAACCAGACAAAUUCCGAUGACCUGUAUGCAGGACGGCCAAGUUGCUGACUGUCUUGUUGUUAACGUCUGCUGCCUUUUUAUCCGGGCGCAUAUUCCCAUACGAGUCAAUCCGCCUUAUAAUCAAGAGCAACCGAUUGGCAAUGCGGUCUUUUUCUUGUGGCUCAUGGGAGAGGCCUCUUUACAAAACAGAGGAAAGCAUAAAGCCCCCGGGUCCUGAGACGGCGGGUAUGCUCUCAUCCUCGGGGUUUCAUGUGCAUUCGCUCGAUCGCCGCCUUCAAGCAUGUUGACCAGGUGGUCCAGGUGGUCCAGGUAGUAGAAAGCAGGAUGAGGUCUGAUCAUACCAGAGGGUGUUCUGAGGAGCUUGUUACGGCUAAACAACCUGUGUCGGACAGCCAUGGUCACAAGCGGCUCAGCCUGUUGCAUUUGUGGACACAUACUUGGUUCGAGCUGCGGCCUUCACAACUCAUCUACCAGGAUGACUUGGCCAUAGCAUGAAAUAGAAGUUGCGAUUGGGACUGUGAAUGGGAGAGUCGAGACGCACAACAUAUUAGAUACUCGAGAGAGCUGGUUGUGCGAGUUCGUAAAAAAAAAGAUAUCUGUAUAUUCCUGAACGGGCAAGGCUGUGCUUGCUCCACGUGUCCAGCAACGGAGCACGGACACGGACACGGAG